AUAAAUCUAUAAUAAAUAUAAGGAAAUCAUUAUAAGUUUUUAAAGAAUGAAGAACAAAGUAGAAAUAUGGGACGAUGAAGACCUCUGGGGAGAUAUUUGUGACGUAUCAGAACGAGUUUCAGAGGUAUCAUUAGGCGGUGAUCAUAUAAAAGAAGUAUCAUUUGAGAAAGAAAUGAUGGCAAAGGAUAUUAAUGAAGUAAUGGAAAAAGCAGCGAUAUCAGGUAUUCCUUUGCCUCGGAAUAUUACGCCGUCGUCGUUAAUAGGCGGUACUAUUCGUCGUUUGGGGACACGUAAGAUGGGAGUAACAGUAAUGGAUGAUUGGGGCGAUGAUAUACAAUUAACUCCAGGAAUAUUGAAUGAAAAGUGUAUUCAAAGGUCAGCAGUGAUUGAGAAUGAUGAUGUAUUUGGGGAUAUUGAGGAUUGGCCAAGUAAAUUUGAAAAGCCGCAAACAGCGGUUCAAAAACGACUUCGAGAAGGGUUGCUUCCUCGGAAGAGUGUAGAACCGUCAAUAAUUGCACAAAAUAAUCCAUGUGAUGAUAUAUUUGAAUCAGAUUUUGAUAUUCCAAACAAUAUAGAUAAUUUUCAUAUUCAUUAUCCACAUGCGAAAACACAUACCUUAGGUAUACCACAUGGAUCGACACUAGAAAGCGAUAAUGAUGAUUGGGGAGAAUCGUCAUUGGGUAUACGAAGUGCAGGUGCGGAAUCUAUAUCGGCAAGGGCAUCAGUAGCAUCUAGUUUGAGUCCAUCUAUGAAUUCAAUGACAUUAAGCGAAGAUGAGAGUAUUUUGGAGGGAAUAGAACUUCCAUCAAGUGCAUUGGAUUUACAAAAGAGAUUUGACAUAUGUAGACAAAAAAAGAUAAAUGAGCGUACUCUUAAAGAGGCACAAUUUUUAAAGGAAGACUUUUUUGCAGAUAUUGAAGUUGACAGAGACAAUUUUCUUGAUUCAUCAAAGAAUUUUAAUUCCAAUGUCAAUAUUGUUAAACAUUUUAUGGAUAAUGAUAAACAAAAUGCUCAAAGACAGCCACAGGCAACAAUUAAGCUUAGUUCAAAGUCAUCUCGUAUUCCACAACCAGUUUUACCACUGCCUAAAAUGAAUAAAGAGAAUAUUUCUAGGCCAUCAUAUUCAGAAGUUCGACCUUUAGUCCAGGAGAAAAUGAUGUCAAAAAAGCCUUCAUUAAUGAAUUUUCAAGAACAAGAAGAUAAUUUUCAUUCUAUGUCUACGAAACGAUCAAUGCCUUCUUUGCAGUCUCAAUAUAUAUCUCCUCCUCAGUAUAAUUUACAGGAUAAUUCACGACUUAAAUCGAAUACUUAUAAUAUUCAUCAUAAUCAUCCCAAAACUGUUUUAGAAAAUGGGCACUUAAAAGCACAAUCAAAUAAUCAUAGCUCAUCUAAUCAAGUAUAUUCAAGAGGAAGUGAUGAAUUUCCUGCAAUGGCUAAUAGGAUUCCACGAUAUGCUUCACCUACCAAUGCAUCCUUAGCAAGAGGUGCUAUACCAUUAAAUAAGUUUCAAAAAUGUACAUCUGAUGGAAUACCUCGAGAUCAUUCUCCUUUUAGGAUUUUAGCUUGUCCACAAAAACCAUCAAAUUAUGGAGAUGGAACAGAAUUAGAUGCAUUUGACGAUUUACCUACAUGUUCUGCCACAGAGAAGAAAUAUUCAGAAAAAAUUUAUAAAAAAGAACAUUCAAAAUUAAAAGAAGCUUCAGAUGUACUGUUGGAGACUUAUUACUCAAAGAUUCCUGAGAUGGAUCGAUACAAAGAGGAGUCUUCUAAAGGUAUUGCUCAUCCAGCAAUUGUUAAGAACAGUGGUUUCAGACCUAAAACUAAUAUACAACUAUUUCCUACAAAAAUCAAAUUGAAGAAAAAAACUAAGCAAAUGCCUACACUUAUUCGUAAUUUAAAUUCAUCGCCUAUUCCUAAAGUUGUUGGACAAAUGAAAUAUAAUCCUCAAACUCGAAAUUGGGAAGGCAAUGAAAUAGAAUUACAAAAAUUUGAUUUGUAUUAUACAUCACCACGUCCAGCACUUAUUUCUCAUAUUUCUGAUAAGAAAGAUGUACAAAUUGUUGGUGAUAUGAUGUUUGAUCCUCAAAAGAUGUGCUGGAUUAAAAUCAAUCCAUCAUUAGAGGAUGAAAAUGAUCCGUUUGAGGGAAUCAAGGAUUUAGCCAAUAAUGAUCCCUAUGCUUUUUUCGAAUCAGGGAAUAAUUCUAACAGUUUAUCAAAUUCAAACUAUUUAGAUACCCAGAAUUUUGUUGUAGGUGAAGAAUUCGAUGUAGGUCCAGGAUUUGUUCGAAAGCAAAGGGAGGAAGAAGAGAAUUGGAAGAAAAAUAUUCAAGGCUGGAUUAAACAAGGAUUUCCAAAUCGCAAUCAUUUACGAGAAAUUAGAAAAAUAGUUAUAAAUGGACGAUAAUAUAAAAGAUGGAUAUAUGUAGUAUUUAUUUUAACUAUUUGAG
Pneumocystis carinii B80 is the source of this 2447-nucleotide messenger RNA. RefSeq lists its product as hypothetical. Gene Ontology annotation, molecular function: GTPase activator activity. Gene Ontology annotation, cellular component: SIN/MEN two-component GAP complex; mitotic spindle pole body. The transcript has 4 exons. The coding region runs from base 47 to 2404 and encodes 785 amino acids. The record is from RefSeq and is a predicted model, not a curated record. NCBI's taxonomy places the organism in Eukaryota, Fungi, Ascomycota, Pneumocystomycetes, Pneumocystales, Pneumocystaceae. Gene Ontology annotation, biological process: mitotic spindle orientation checkpoint signaling; regulation of Ras protein signal transduction.